AACUGGAAAGCCAGCAGCUCCGAGCCGGGUUCCGUGCGGAUAUUAUUCUUUCAGAAGGCAAUUUCACCCCAGAUUCGAUAUUGUCCUGCGAUCUGCCGCUGAACAGCAUCCUUCAUCAUGACGGUUCCAAGUAAAACCGAGGUGGCCAUGCAGAACCUGAUAGAAGUUUUCCAUCAUUUUGCCAAAAAUGAUAAACACACCCUGAACAAACCCCAGAUGAAACAGUUCAUGGAAGCAGAGCUCAGUGGGCUGUGUAAGAAUCAGAAGAACAUUGAAUCUUUUGACAAAAUGAUGAAAGAUCUAGAUUUUGACGGUGAUGGGCAACUGAAUUUUGAAGAGUUUGUGUCGUUCGUUGCUGGUGUGAUGUUUUCCUGUAAUGAAAUUUAUGUCAAAAGGAGGGAGCAACAAGCAAAAGGAGGAACCUGCCAAGUCACAAAAUGAACAGUGACUGGUUCCUAAACCAUGUGACAAUAUGUGAGAAUGAUCAGCUUACAAUCCAAGCAGCAUCCUUGCUUGCUUCUCAUCUUUUUGUAAAAUACAAAUUAAUGAAAUAAAAAUGGUUCAACCAA
This is a messenger RNA of Hemiscyllium ocellatum (epaulette shark), 569 nucleotides long. Its product is annotated as protein S100-A1-like. Lineage: Eukaryota; Metazoa; Chordata; Chondrichthyes; Orectolobiformes; Hemiscylliidae. The record is from RefSeq and is a predicted model, not a curated record. Gene Ontology annotation, molecular function: calcium ion binding. Bases 118 to 441 code for a protein of 107 amino acids. The transcript has 3 exons.